AUGGUGCAUGUUUUGAGCAAGGAUUCCUGUUCUACCUGGGGCGGAGGGCAUUUUUCAACUUUUGAUAAAUAUCAGUAUGACUUCACUGGGACUUGCAACUAUAUCUUUGCAACUGUAUGUGAUGAAUCCAGUCCAGACUUCAACAUUCAGUUCCGUCGUGGGCUGGACAAAAAAAUUGCAAGGAUCAUUAUUGAACUGGGCCCUUCUGUCAUCAUUGUUGAGAAAGACAGCAUUUCUGUCAGGAGUGUCGGUGUCAUCAAGCUGCCUUAUGCCAACAAUGGAAUUCAAAUAGCACCUUAUGGGCGCAGUGUCCGCCUUGUUGCCAAGCUGAUGGAGAUGGAACUAGUUGUCAUGUGGAACAAUGAGGACUACCUCAUGGUUUUGACUGAAAAAAAAUACAUGGGGAAGACCUGUGGAAUGUGUGGAAAUUAUGAUGGCUAUGAACUAAAUGACUUUGUGAGUGAAGGUAAAUUACUGGAUACAUACAAGUUUGCUGCAUUACAAAAAAUGGAUGAUCCAUCAGAGAUCUGUCUGUCUGAGGAGAUGUCAAUUCCUUCCAUUCCUCACAAAAAAUACGCCAUGAUCUGCUCUCAACUGCUUAACCUGGUGUCACCAACCUGCAGUGUUCCAAAAGAUGGGUUUGUCACUCGUUGUCAGCUUGACAUGCAGGACUGCAGUGAGCCAGGACAAAAGAACUGUACUUGCUCUACACUGUCAGAGUAUUCAAGGCAAUGUGCUAUGUCCCAUCAAGUGGUGUUCAACUGGAGGACUGAAAACUUCUGCUCCGUGGGGAAAUGUUCUGCUAAUCAAAUCUAUGAGGAAUGUGGUUCUCCAUGUAUUAAAACCUGCUCCAACCCUGAGUACAGCUGUUCCAGUCACUGUACCUACGGUUGCUUUUGUCCAGAAGGAACUGUUCUUGAUGACAUCUCAAAGAAUCGCACAUGUGUUCACCUUGAACAGUGCCCAUGUACACUGAAUGGGGAAACAUACGCUCCUGGUGAUACAAUGAAAGCAGCGUGUAGAACUUGUAAAUGUACAAUGGGUCAAUGGAACUGCAAAGAGUUGCCCUGCCCUGGAAGGUGCUCAUUGGAAGGAGGCUCAUUUGUUACCACGUUUGAUUCUAGAUCAUACAGGUUUCAUGGAGUUUGCACUUACAUUCUUAUGAAGAGUUCCAGCCUGCCACACAAUGGAACCCUAAUGGCUAUUUAUGAAAAGUCUGGUUAUUCUCAUUCUGAGACAUCACUUAGUGCUAUAAUUUACCUGUCUACAAAGGACAAAAUUGUGAUUUCUCAGAAUGAACUCCUUACUGAUGAUGAUGAACUUAAGCGGCUACCUUAUAAAUCAGGAGACAUCACUAUUUUCAAACAAUCCUCGAUGUUCAUUCAAAUGCAUACAGAGUUUGGUCUGGAACUCAUUGUUCAAACAUCACCUGUGUUCCAGGCCUAUGUUAAAGUCAGUUCACAAUUCCAAGGCAGAACUCUAGGUUUGUGUGGUAAUUACAAUGGAGACACUACAGAUGACUUCAUGACUAGUAUGGAUAUCACUGAAGGAACAGCUUCCCUAUUUGUAGAUUCCUGGAGAGCAGGAAAUUGCCUUCCUGCUAUGGAGAGAGAGACUGACCCAUGUGCUUUGAGUCAGCUGAACAAAAUAUCUGCUGAGACUCAUUGCUCCAUUCUAACGAAGAAGGGUACAGUGUUUGAGAAAUGCCAUGCUGUGGUAAACCCAACUCCUUUCUACAAGAGAUGCGUCUACCAAGCCUGUAAUUAUGAAGAGACCUUUCCUUACAUUUGCUCUGCUCUGGGAUCAUAUGCACGAACAUGCAGUGCAAUGGGUUUAAUCCUUGAGAACUGGAGAAACAGUAUGGACAAUUGCACCAUUACUUGUACUGGCAAUCAAACAUUCAGCUACAACACUCAGGCAUGUGAAAGGACAUGCUUGUCACUCUCCAACCCAACCCUGGAAUGUCACCCAACUGACAUCCCAAUUGAAGGCUGCCAUUGUCCUAAAGGGAUGUAUCUGAACCACAAGAAUGAAUGCGUUCGUAAAUCCUAUUGUCCCUGCUAUUUAGAAGAUAGGAAGUACAUCUUACCUGAUCAGUCAACAAUGACUGGUGGGAUAACCUGCUACUGUGUUAAUGGGAGGCUAAGUUGCACUGGCAAACUUCAAAAUCCUGCAGAAAGCUGCAAAGCACCUAAGAAAUAUAUAUCAUGUUCUGACAGCUGAAACAAGUAUGGAGCUGCAUGUGCCCCUACUUGUCAGAUGCUGGCUACAGGAAUUGAAUGUAUUCCUACUAAAUGUGAAUCAGGCUGUGUCUGUGCUGAUGGGCUAUAUGAAAAUCUUGAUGGCAGGUGUGUUCCAGCUGAAGAGUGUCCUUGUGAAUAUGGAGGCCUUUCAUAUAGAAAAGGUGAACAGAUCCAAACUGAAUGUGAAAUCUGCACUUGCAGAAAAGGCAAAUGGAAAUGUGUUCAGAAAUCAAGAUGUUCCUCAACAUGUAAUCUUUAUGGAGAAGGCCAUAUCACCACUUUUGAUGGACAGCGUUUUGUGUUUGAUGGCAACUGUGAAUACAUAUUAGCUAUGGAUGGCUGCAAUGUUAAUAGACCUCUUUCCUCUUUUAAAAUUGUUACUGAGAAUGUUAUUUGUGGGAAAUCAGGGGUUACAUGCUCUAGAUCCAUCAGCAUUUACCUUGGGAACUUGACUAUUAUACUGCGAGAUGAAACCUUCUCUAUUUCUGGGAAAAAUCUUCAAGUGAGGUAUAAUGUGAAAAAGAAUGCCCUCCACCUGAUGUUUGAUAUCAUUAUCCCGGGAAAAUAUAACAUGACCCUUGUAUGGAAUAAGCACAUGAACUUCUUCAUCAAGAUCUCCAGGGAAACACAGGAAACUAUCUGUGGUUUGUGUGGAAACUAUAAUGGCAAUAUGAAAGAUGAUUUUGAAACCCGAAGCAAGUAUGUGGCAUCAAAUGAACUGGAAUUUGUGAAUUCUUGGAAAGAGAAUCCUCUCUGUGGGGAUGUAUACUUUGUAGUGGACCCCUGUAGCAAGAACCCUUAUCGUAAAGCUUGGGCAGAAAAGACAUGUUCCAUCAUCAAUAGUCAAGUCUUUUCUGCCUGUCACAAUAAGGUGAAUCGUAUGCCCUAUUAUGAGGCCUGUGUCCGAGACUCAUGUGGUUGUGACAUUGGAGGUGAUUGUGAAUGCAUGUGUGAUGCCAUUGCAGUAUAUGCAAUGGCAUGUUUAGAUAAGGGUAUCUGCAUUGAUUGGAGGACUCCUGAGUUUUGCCCUGUCUAUUGUGAGUAUUACAAUUAUCACAGAAAAACAGGAAGUGGGGAUGCUUAUUCCUAUGGCUCCAGUGUCAACUGCACCUGGCAUUACAGACCUUGUAAUUGUCCAAAUCAAUACUACAAAUAUAUGAACAUUGAAGGCUGUUACAACUGCUCUCAUGAUGAAUAUUUUGACUAUGAGAAAGAAAAAUGCAUGCCAUGUGCAAUGCAGCCUAAAGCAACAAGAAUCUCUACUGCAGUCACAUUACCCACAGCUACCCAGUCAACAUCACCUAGUACUUCUGCAUCUACUGUACCAACUGAAACCACAAAUCUAACUGUAACCUCAAAAAUCACAGUUCCAAGAACUUCAUCAUCAUCACCUCUUGUCACAAUGAAAUCAACAACUGAACGUACGACAUCAAUUUUUACUAUGACACCUUCCAUAACUACCUCAGCGAAAGGAACCAUCUUCACUGAACCAAAAUCUACACCUACUGCCUCAGUAACCAUUGUUUCAACAGAAACAGAAAAAAUAAGGUUCACUACACCACUCUUAGAGACUACUGUGAAAGAAGAAAUGACAGCCAUCUCAAUACCUUAUACUACAUCUCAGAUUGCAACUUUCAGCGAGCCUGAAGUAUCAACAAUAGGACCCAAACUCAGGCAGUCACAGCAGUCACAUUGCCCCUAA
Meleagris gallopavo (turkey) is the source of this 3945-nucleotide messenger RNA. RefSeq names its product mucin 6, oligomeric mucus/gel-forming (gene MUC6). The record is from RefSeq and is a predicted model, not a curated record. Gene Ontology annotation, cellular component: extracellular matrix. Gene Ontology annotation, molecular function: protein binding. NCBI's taxonomy places the organism in Eukaryota, Metazoa, Chordata, Aves, Galliformes, Phasianidae.